Molecule: messenger RNA, 2848 nt
Organism: Trematomus bernacchii (emerald rockcod)
Lineage: Eukaryota; Metazoa; Chordata; Actinopteri; Perciformes; Nototheniidae
Gene: galcb
Product: galactosylceramidase b
Exons: 17
Coding region: 151-2208 (685 amino acids)
Biological process (GO): galactosylceramide catabolic process
Cellular component (GO): lysosome
Molecular function (GO): galactosylceramidase activity
Source: RefSeq, a predicted model, not a curated record
CAAUCGGCUAUUCUCGUCUACUUUCGAGGCGAGCCGCAACUCAUCUCAAACAAGCCUAUUGACUGCUUUUGGGAUCAUGUGACUGCUCAACAGCACUGUCACGUGACGCACAGAGCGUGAGCGUGCACACAGCGGUAUCCGGCAGAAAUCAUGGAGCUGCUGCGGGUCGCGGUGUUCCUCGGGCUGUGUCUGGGGGCCUGCAGCUGUCAGGCCGUGGUUCUGAGCGACUCAGCGGGCCUGGGGAGAGGCUUCGACGGGAUAGGAGGUCUGAGCGGCGGAGGGGCGACGUCUCGGUUACUGGUGAAUUAUGCCGAGCCCUACCGCAGCCAGAUAUUAGACUUCCUGUUUAAGCCGAACUUUGGAGCUUCCUUGCACAUACUGAAGGUGGAGAUCGGAGGAGACGCUCAGACUACUGAUGGAACGGAGCCAUCACACAUGCACUAUGAGAAUGAUGAGAACUACUUCAGAGGGUAUGAGUGGUGGCUGAUGAGAGAGGCCAAGAGGAGGAACCCAAACAUCACACUGAUAGGUUUGCCCUGGGCGUUUCCUGGGUGGGUGGGUCACGGUAAGAGCUGGCCCUAUGACUUCCCAGACAUCACUGCAUCAUACGUGGUGAAAUGGAUCCUCGGUGCCAAGCAGUACCAUGACCUGGACAUCCACUAUGUGGGGAUCUGGAAUGAGCGAAACUUUGACGUCAAGUACAUCAAGCUGCUGCGCUACACUCUGGAUAAGAGUGGUCUGGAGGGGGUCCGGAUCAUAGCCAGUGACAACCUGUGGCAGCCCAUCACCCUGUCUCUGCUGCAAGACCCCGAGCUGGGGGGGGCUGUAGACGUGAUAGGGGCCCACUACCCAGGCACCACCACAGUGAAGGAGGCCCUGCAGACCCAGAAGAAGCUUUGGUCCUCGGAGGACUACAGCUCAGUGAAUGACGAGGUGGGGGGGGGCUGCUGGGCCCGCAUCCUCAACCAGAACUACGUCAAUGGAUUCAUGACAGCAUCAGACACCUUGGUGAGGUUGGGACAGACAGCGUUGUCCAGCUGUGUGUUGACAACUGUCUCCUUCAGCACCAUCUCCUGGAACCUGGUGUCCAGCUACUACGAGGAUCUACCGUUCGCCCGGGACGGGCUGAUGACGGCCGAGGAGCCGUGGAGCGGGCACUACGAGGUGGCCCCCCCCAUCUGGAUCACAGCCCACACCACACAGUUCACCCAGCCGGGGUGGAGCUACCUGCAGACUGUGGGACACCUGGCACAGGGCGGGACUUAUGUAGCCCUGACGGACGGGAAGGGAAGCCUCACUGUUGUCAUAGAAACCAUGACUCAUGAUCAUUCAGUAUGCAUUAGACCUCCACUCCCCCCCUUCAAUGUGACCUCCCAGAAUGCAACUUUCCAGCUGAAGGGAUCCUUUGCCUCCAUUAAGGAACUCCAAGUAUGGCGGUCUCAGUUUAAUUUCAAAACGAAAAAGCCCUCCUUCUUCCAGAAACUAACUCCUCUGACGCUUGUGGACGGUUUGUUCACCUUGAGCGUGGCUGAAGAUGAGGUUUACACUUUAACCACAGUGACCUCAGGACAGAAAGGCAGUUACCCCGGCUCCCCCCCCUCUGCUCGCUUUCCCAAACAAUACAAGGACAACUUUGAUGUUCGAAACCCCCCCUUCUCUGAGGCUCCAAACUUUGCCGACCAGACGGGGGUGUUUGAGUACUACCUCAACCUGACGGACCCCGGGGCUCACAGCUUCACUUUGCGCCAGGUUCUGACUGAGAGACCCAUCACGUGGGUCGCUGACGCUGACCAGACCAUCAGCGUCAUCGGAGACCACCAGUGGCAGAACGUGACGGUCAGCUGUGAUGUGUUCAUGGAGAGCGUGAAGACCGGGGGAGUGUUCAUAGCAGCGCGGGUGGAUAAAGGAGGGCAGUGCGUCCGCAGCGCUCGGGGGGUCUUCUUCUGGGUGUUUGCAGACGGCACAUACAAAGUGACCAAUGAUCUCGCUGGACAAACUGUCCUGGCAGAGGGACAGUCUGGGACCCGGGCGUACGGCUGGCACACCUUAACUCUCACUGUGGAGGGUCAGCAUGCGUCAGGUCUGCUGAAUGGUUACCCUCUGUGGAAGAAUGCUGUGGUGCUGGCCCCCCCCAACGGCUGGGCGGCUUUAGGAACACACUCCUUUGAACUGGCUCAGUUUGAUAACUUUGCUGUGCUGGCAGAGUGAGGAUUUAACAGUGGAACAAUGAUCUGCACAAUGCUUUGAAAGUGUGAUGAAUGCCUUUAUUAACACUUCAUUGUGCUUAAUAUAUACUUGACUUUUCUUCCUUUUUUAAAAUGUUUUUAAAAUGUUUUUAAAAUGUUUAAUCUGAAAUAAUUGUAAAUAAUUUACACUGAUUUUUAUUAUAAUGGAAUAAAUUAUUUUUAAAUGUUUACAUUUUUGUUUUAUUGUAAUGUUUUUACAUUUAAAGCUGCAACAUAUCAACCUGUGGUCCGGUCCUCUGCAUUCAGACUGAAUAUGAAGCCUAUGGUGAAGUUUGACUUGAGGCAUGUUCGGUGCAUGUUGUACGGAAGAGUAUUAGGGCCUCAUGAGAAAAAUGUGUUGGGAUGUGACCAAAAGUAACAAAAAAAAAAGUGGGUUUUGACCAAAUUAUUUAUUUUACUUUUGGUCACAUCCCAAAAAUAAAUUCUGAUGUGGCCCUAAUCCUCUUUCGUAAUCUUUGGAUGUAAAGUCUAAAGCGUGAUUAUGAAACUGGCUUAUUUAUUUUUUUAAUAUGUGCAUUGCUAAUACAUUGAGGCUACAUGGUGUCUCGCUUAGUUUAUCCACCUCUACCACCAAGUCCAUAUAAAGACCUGGCAGAAACAGA